AUGGGGUUUCCCCAAGUUGCAGGUGCCAUUGAUGGAACCCAUAUCCCUAUAAUUGGACCUGUUAAUUACCAUGCUGAUUAUCAUAAUCGAAAGGGAUGGUACUCUGUCAUUCUCCAGGCAGUUUGUGACCAUAAGUACAUGUUCACAGAUAUCAUGAUGACAAGAAACAUCAAUGGCCAAGAUGUUCCGCUGAUGAUACUUGGGGACCCUGCCUACCCACUGCUGCCAUGGCUAAUGAAAGGUUUUGCCGAUAAUGGUCGUCUGACUGAAGAUCAGACUAACUUUAACUACAGGCUCAGCAGGGCGAGAAUGGUCAUCGAAGGUAGUUUUGGUAGACUGAAGGGGCGAUGGAGAUGCUUAUUGAAGCGCAAUGACAGCGCUCUUGAGAACGUAACUAAUAUUGUUGGAGCGUGUUGUACCUUGCAUAACCUUUGUCAGAUGCAGUCCGAUGAGCCAGAUGACGAGUGGCUUGAUGUUGCUCAUGAAUUACGAGAGUUUCAGCCACCUUGUCCUUUGCCAAAUCAAAGGCCUGCACCAUCAGCAUCUGUAGUGCGUGAUGCUCUUGUUCAGUAUGUUAGGUAA
Messenger RNA from Lytechinus pictus (painted urchin), 582 nucleotides. RefSeq lists its product as uncharacterized. The record is from RefSeq and is a predicted model, not a curated record. The transcript is spliced from 2 exons. Bases 1 to 582 code for a protein of 193 amino acids. Lineage: Eukaryota; Metazoa; Echinodermata; Echinoidea; Temnopleuroida; Toxopneustidae.